Molecule: messenger RNA, 355 nt
Organism: Stylophora pistillata
Lineage: Eukaryota; Metazoa; Cnidaria; Anthozoa; Scleractinia; Pocilloporidae
Product: octopamine receptor beta-2R-like
Source: RefSeq, a predicted model, not a curated record
AUGAAUUCGGAGGAGGACUCAAGAGACACUGAAGCAGUCGUUAUUCACACUUCAAUUCUAGCUUUCGCAAUGGUCUUGUCAUUCAUUGGAAACACGUUCAUUAUUUACGCGUUGUACAGAAACAGAAGACUACGCACUAUAACAAAUUUCUACGUCGCAUCGCUUGCUUUGGUCGACAUGAUGAUGGCUAUGUUAAGCUUUCCUUUCCAAGUGACCGCCUCUGGAUUGCGAAAAUGGAUUUUUGCACACAACUUCUGUCAGCUCACUGGAUUUGUAGUACAAUACUGGGUUCAAGUGUCACUUUCCAUUCUGACUCUAGCCUCACUAAAUCGAUAUUUCUGCGUCGUGAAACCAA